Cylindrotheca closterium is the source of this 1023-nucleotide messenger RNA. The record is from the annotation of a GenBank genome assembly. NCBI's taxonomy places the organism in Eukaryota, Bacillariophyta, Bacillariophyceae, Bacillariales, Bacillariaceae.
AUGGCUGCUGACGCGUUAUCCGUAUCAGCCAGCACUGUGAAUUGUCAAAAUUGGUUCGUGGUGGACUUUGAUGGUACUUGCAGCAUCAAUGACACGACUCCCAUGCUUCCCCGAUUGGCAGCCUUGUGUGCCAAGGAAUUGGCAGGCGAGCCUUCUCCAAGCAUGACGUUGGAAGAACGGCAAUCCAAAUUCUCCGAACUGGAACAAGAAUACUUUGCUCUCUAUUUAAAAGCCAAGUCGGAAUGUCAACCACCACCAGCAACAGACAAGAAUGAGAGCAACAACAAGGAAACUGUCAUUUCCAGUCUCGCGCAAGCCUUGGAUCGUUUGGAUCAAGUGUCCAAUAUCGUGACGGCCAAAGUGAGUACCUCUGGCUGUCUGAAAGAGUUGCAAGCGGAUCUCGAACACACGGAUUUUGUUCUGGGAGUAGUCCGAAAGUACGACGAAGUAAAGGUAGGAAUUCGGCCCCAUUGUGGUUCCAUCUUGCGUCAGAUACUACACCACCACCACCGCCAGGAAGAGGAGGGCAACAACAAAUGGGGUUUGGCAGUCUUGAGCGUCAAUUGGUGUCCCAGUUUGAUUGCUGCCAGUCUACGACCCGAAAUAGAACAAUACAGCAUGCCUAUUAUCUGGAGCAAUCGAGUCGACUCGAAAACUGGAAGGGUGGAAUUGUCCAUUCCGGGAGCCUUGGCCAAACAAGAAAAGAUUGCCAGUCUUCGGUCGGAGUCGUUAUCGUCAUCGUCAUCGUCACCACGAGGGCUCAUUGUCUACGUAGGAGAUUCGUCCACCGAUCUGUUGGCCAUCUUGGAGGCAGAUGUUGGAAUCCUCUUUGGUGGAUCCUCGUCGGCCAUUGCCUUGGCCCAACAAUAUGGAGUCACGGUCAAGCCAUUGUCAGAACGCAACGGUUGGAUGGGUAAUGAUAUUACAAAAACAGCAAGUGAACCAAUCAUUUGGACGGCUGGUUGCUGGUCCGAAGUUGAGGCACUGAUGAAAGGGGACGACGCGAGCACCUGGUUUCGAUAG